Messenger RNA from Sus scrofa (pig), 5323 nucleotides. RefSeq names its product POU class 2 homeobox associating factor 2 (gene POU2AF2). Gene Ontology annotation, molecular function: transcription coactivator activity; POU domain binding; sequence-specific DNA binding. The record is from RefSeq and is a predicted model, not a curated record. Gene Ontology annotation, cellular component: nucleus. Lineage: Eukaryota; Metazoa; Chordata; Mammalia; Artiodactyla; Suidae.
AAAAAAACAAAAGUCAAAAAAAAAAAAAUCAGAAAGCUCAUUUUAAAAUAUAGUUUUCUUUGUCCUACUUCAAAAGAUUAUGAAUUAGAAUUGGAUGGAGGCUGAGCAAAGGUAUUUAUAAGCUUCACUGGUGAUUCUGAUAAACUGCCAUGUUUAGCAACCUCUGCUAUAGAUUAUACUUAUGUAUAUAAUAAAAGGCUACCCUAAAGUGACGUUCAUUUUGAUUUUUAUUCUUAAGUAAAAAUGUCUUCGUGAAUUCUCUCUGUAUCUGAAAGAUGCCUAAUUUUCAAAAAUCGUAUGCUCAUAAUCUCGGUAUUAUCCUAUAUUUCCUACUGGGAAAUACGGCUUUUUCAUACAUACUAUUUUUUAAAACCUAACUCUAUAUUAAAUGGAUAGAAAAUGCCACUGCUAUUCCUAAAACAAAUAAUGGAUUCCUUGUUUCCAUACUAAACAUUUAAGAGAGUUUGUUCCUAAUGGAAACUCAUUGUUACUGAAUAAAAAUCCUCUUGGGGAAGAAAGAAGUACCUUCAUAUAUGAUCUCCAUUGGGGAUGCAAAUUGUAGAGAAACAGACACCAAAGGAUUUGCAUUUAAUCAAAUCUAAAGCAAGUCAUUUCUGAAGCAUCACUACCGUGUACAGAAGCCUUUCGCAUUAGAAUCAGGCUGACCUUUCCAGGAGACCAGGCUCCCUUAUCAAGGAAAAUACACCAUUCACCAGAAAUCCUACAUUGCCAUCAAGAAAGAAAUUCACCAGAACCAUCCAGAAUGGAAAGUGUCCCAGGAGACUACAGCAAAAGGGUGUAUCAAGGCGUGAGAGUGAAGCACACAGUCAAAGACCUACUGGCAGAAAAACGAUCCAGGCAGACAAGUAACUCAAGAUUUAAUGGCAGCAUCAGCUCGUCCCAGUCUCCGUUUGGCCCCAUGCCAGGCUCCCCGGUGAUGUCAGGUUACUACGGUGUCAGGAGAGCCUUCCUAUCCGACUCCGACUUCCACAGCACUAAGCAGUUUGCAAACGACGCCUGCACCCCAAGCGUGGCGAAGCCCUUUGCCUGCGAGUCCUCGGCAGGGCAGGGCCACCCGGCCCUCCUGGACUCCUACUUCCCGGAGCCCUACGGGGACCACCGCCCUGCGGCCCUGACCCCCAACAGCAGCUCCCUGUUCAGCGCCUCGCCCCUGCCACUCCUGCCACCACCCUUCCCCAGCGACCCCACACCCUUGGUGCUGAGGGACUCGUGGGAGCAGUCAGUGCCCGAAGGCCUCAGCCAGCCAGACCCCACGCCAGCCGACGCCCUGCAGAGCCUGUCUCCCAGCGCGAGCUGCCUCUCCCAGCUAGAGUCAGGGGGGAGCACUGCCCAGCACAGGAGCUCAAGCUGGGGCGCCCCCCUAGCUGGGGUUCAGUCCUACUCACUGCAUGCACUGGAGGAUCUGUACCACACGCAGGGGUACCCCACCCCGUCCCCCUACCCCUUCACCUCUUUCAUGACCAUGUCCAAUGAUCCACCACCCAAGGGGGGGCCCUUCUCCACAGACCAGGGGACAGACACCUCUGCCCUCCCGGACCCUUCUCCAUGGACCAAAGAAGACGGGAGCCUGGCUUGGGGGACCUAUGAGUGCCGCCGAGCUUACUGAGGACACCGGAGGACUUCUGUGCUUCCCUCUCAGUCACUCUCUGCUCUCACUGACCCCUGUGGUGUGGUGGCAGCUCUUUCAGAACUGGAUUUUUAGGAUAAGCCAUCGUGCCACCCUCUGUUACUGGACGAUGGCAUUCAUUUGUGGUCUGCCCACCACAGCCCCACUGAGACACAUGCAAUGUGAAUUCAGGGUACUUACUGGGAACCAUAGUUUAGUCAGACUACCUGACAGUGAGGUGUCUGGGGGAUUUACUAACCCAUUAUGUUCUGAAUCUUCUGUUAUCUUUGAAGUAUCAUUUUUAGCACUGAUAUUUUUUUCUGAAAUUACAUAUUAAAAAUGUUAUGCAGAGCAGAAAACAUACUAAUUUGCCUGUCCAAUUUUUCUUAGUGAUGAACUGUAUGUAUUCUUCAGUAAAAGAGAAUGCAGAUACAUAGAAUAGAUGAGGGCACAUAAAGUAAAAUUCAUUUUAUACCAUGUCACUUUAAUGUAUGAAGCAUUACAUACAUUUUUCUCCUUACAGUGACUCGCAAAUAACACAUUACUAAUAAUAACUUGCAAGUAACAAAUGUGGCACCACAUAUAAAUACCUUAUUGUCUUUGCAAUAGGAUGAGCUUCAGGACAUGAUGAUUUCAUAUGUACAUGGUUUCAACUCUGCCCUAAAGCCAGGAUGUCCAAAAACUAGGCUAACCAAAAAAUAACAAAGACCAAAACCUCUGUUUGCUCAGUCGUAGCCUUAAUUAAGCUAGGCAUUGUAUCUCUGAUGGAAUAAACCGAUAGUGGUUAGAGUGGAUUAAAAUGGACACUCCAUGAUCAGAUAAGAAGCCCCACAUUGUAAGGAAAACACAGAGAGCAGGACAGGGCUGUCAGUAAGAAGCAAUAGACUACAGAACACUGAGAAGCAAAGGGGCUUUGGAGGAGGACAUAUUGUCAGGUGUACACACAACAUCUCCUAAUUGAAGGAAGACCUUGUUAGUGGCUCAUGGGUCAGAAAUGUAUAGCUCUUCCUGUGUAUAAGUGAAGAAACUGAUACCUAAAGCAUUGAUCUGGCUUAGGUAAGUUAGAUUGGUGUAGAUUCCUUUGCCACUUAAGUUCCCACAGUAAUUACCCCAAAACAGUGUGCCUCUCUGCAGGCCACACCCUUCAUAAAUGCCUUGCACACACUUUGACUUCACAAAGCAUGAGUGGAGGCCCACCAUCUUCCUCUUCCUAUCACCCUCCUUUAUUUCCUUCACCACAUUUUUCUGACGCCUAAGAUCCCUCCUGACCUAAUGCCUUUUCCUUCCAUCUUCUGGGGACCCAAAGCCCCUCAAUAAAGUCUCCAUCACAUCCUCUGUGAUAGUAUCCAUGUUCCAGGUAGGAGUCUAGAAAGUCAAAUAUGGAUAUUAGUUCCCACGUAGAAGUGAAUAAUUGAGAUUCCUCCUUUUCCAGGCCUUCAAGGGUAUAUUCUGGUUGAGCAAAAACACUCCUAAUUUGUGGACUCUCACAGAAAUGCUUGAAUAGGAGCCUUCCUUACCCCUGCUCCUGGGAGGGCAUCCUAGAGGAACAGAUCAAGGAGCAUCUGUGGGCCUGGUCCAUAGCUGCUGGGCUGUACUCCCCCCAUCCCCUUGCCUAUUGUCAUAUAACAAUAGUUGUAUAAAUCAUCAAGGUGUGUUCCUAUAACCUGAACUUUGGUGUGCGUAUAGCCCUAUGUGUUAUACAGGCUUAUUUAACUUAGUUUGCUGUUAUCUGCUCACCUAUUAUGUUUACCUUCUCACAACCUGAGGAUGCACUGGCUCUCAGCUAAGUAGAGCUCAGCAACCAGUGGUGUCUACACUCUUCUUAGCGCACCCAAGCCUUUCAGAGUGUCUGGAACAUUUAAUUUGUAAUAAAGGAGACACACACAGGCCCAGACUCUGUCUAGUAUCCAUUUCGGUUCUUUAGUCUAAAGGUUUGGGGAUAGGUGGGGAGUAGGGUGAAUAAUUCCAGAUGGUAAAUAAAUGACUUUUAAGAAUUCUAUUUAGCUUGACAGGGUAUUGCUAUAUUGCAUAUAUUUUAAUUUGAUUCUGUUUUACUGUUCUGGGAAUUUACAUUACUUUCUUAAAAAUUGAAACCAAGCUACAAACUUAUGCCAGGGAAAUUACUUCUAUUUCCCUAUCCCAUUUUCUAUUCAAGUACUCUCCAUUUCCCACCUCACGCCAGGGACUAACUGCACCUUUUCAUAAUAAUGCGUAAUUCCAGCAUAAAAAACCCACAUCCUCCUUUCUUUCUCCUUCCUUAAUCUGCUCUUCUCAGACUCACAACGUUCUUGGGGAAGCCAGGAAACAAUUUAAGAGCUCCGGUUCAAAACACCAUCUCUUUGCAGGUCUCUUAAGUUUUAAAGUCAGCAUAGGUGGUGACGUCAAGUUCAAGCUAAGAAAACUCCCUAGAGGAUAUGUCCAAAAAAAAAAGUGGAAAGCAAAAUUUGCCCAUGCAAAAGCCACAACAUAGGCAAUGGUCCCAAAAAUCACUGGAAAUGAUCAUUACAGGAUGGAGUUGAAACUGUUUGUCUUUCUCUUACAAUGUUAUACAAAACUCAAAAGAAUGAGAGAAGGAAACCACGGCUCAUUUAUUUAGUAACUGCUUUUAAGUAGGCAUAUAAUUUGUCACAGCUCAGUUAAUAAUACAAUAUGAUGAUGCUCCUGCAGUAGGGGAGGACUGCAGUGCUAAAAUAUUCCACCAGAAAUUCUACAAAGGGAAACGUGUUACUAACUCCAAUAGUAAAAGACAUACCAAUGCACGCACACACAUAUAUUUACACAUAUAUAAAGAUAUUGCUAGUAUCUCUGUGAUCCAUUUUAAUAUGUAAUCUAAAUAAUACAUUCAUAAGCAAUAAAACAUGUCAUAUUUAAAGAACUGAAAUCAUAAUUGAUGUCCCAGGUUUAAGUCACAUGACAUUACUGUCAUCCCAUCAACUGCACACCAAAAGUAUAGUCUUCCUUUACAUUCUAUCAUUAGGUUCUACCUAAGGCAUCCUCUCUGUUCAAAACAAUAUUACACAGGUUCAUCUUAGGCACCAUAUCCAAUGCCUAUGGACCCUUAAGAGGUUAAGUGCAAAAUUCUUUCUCUAACUAGACUCGUCAAGUGACAGACUCAUGAAUGUCCCCGUUCUGUGUCCUCAGCACCUGGCUUGGUGCCCAGUAUGUUGUAGGUGCUCAGCAAAUCCUUGUUAAAUUGAGGGAAAAUUAUUCCACAAAAAAGAAAAAUGAUUUAGACCCUGACACUGCAGGUGGUAAUUCUGAGGUAUAGGAAAGUCCUAUGUUUAGUAUGUAACAAAGUCAUACUCUUUACAAAUCCUGACAGUACUAGACAUUGAAAUUUCAUGAUAAUAUAUUUAAGAUGACUGAUUUUAUAUUUUUAAAUGUCUUUAAGAAGGAAAAUCACUGAACCUUUGAAGUAGCACACAAAAAUGUUUAUAUGUUCAUAUAGUAUCUAUGUACACUACAUUGCUAAGAAGUCUUAUAAAUAAAAGUUAUUCGAUGUUUGGUAUUAUCUCUGGUGUGGUUAAAACAAAUCCGAUAAUUAGGUAAGGAACUAGACUUCCUAAAGAUCAAGUUAAAUAAAUAAUAAGAAAACCUAUAAUUAUUUGUAAAUGAUGACACCAUUUAUAUUUGAUUUUUGAUAUAAAAGUAUCCUUUAAUCAUAAUCUCUGAUAAAUAAAAUGUGAGUUUGAAAUA